This is a messenger RNA of Notodromas monacha, 1322 nucleotides long. NCBI's taxonomy places the organism in Eukaryota, Metazoa, Arthropoda, Ostracoda, Podocopida, Cyprididae. The record is from the annotation of a GenBank genome assembly.
CAGGUUAUCAAAACUGUAUGACGAUCCUGACGGUCUAUUGGGUUUUCUACUUGCUCCUCACUUUGGUUCUGAUUUGGGGAGCCUAUGCGGAGAAUCAAUGGAUGUUGGCACCAUGGCUUCUCGGCGAAGUUCUGCGGAUCGUCAUGUCCCAACUCCUGGGCCUGACGGCGAUCCUCAAAGUCGACAACUGGGCAGACAUGUUGCAAAAUGCCACUUGGUCCCUGCCUGAAAAUUCGACCUUGUUAGCCGCCUCAGACAAUUUGUACUUGCACAUCAACGUACCCGGGAUCCUGGCUUUACUUGGAGUACUCGUCUCCUUCUACUUCAUCUUGAUCGUUUACUCAUUUUUUGAGGAAUUGCGCGCGAAGGCGAAUGCCGUCGUGCCGAUCCCGAAAGCCCCCGCCAAACCGGAUGCUUGAGAUUUUAAUGUACACCAUUUUAACAUUCAAUAUACAAUAUAACAAUCAAUGUACAGUACUUCAAUUGAAGCGUCAUACUUCUCGAGAGUCUGCUCAUCAGAGGCUCGCGACAAUUAUUUGAAUUUAUAUUCAAUGAUUGAUUCGGUUGACAGAGGACUUUGAUUUCUCUUCUUGCAUGUAUGCCAAUUUGCUUCGCAAACCCUUUGAGUUUACAGUAUAGAGUAAUCAUGAAUUCACCAGAAAAUUAUCGAAUAUUUCCGUAACGUAAAGUGUUUCUCCACGACUGCUGACGGAUAUUCUUUUCGCGUGAAUUAAUCAUUUUAAAAUUUUUCUCGAGAUGUUCAACAAGAGAUGAAAAAAUGUAUUGCACUCAGUGCUAUUAUUUUACAGAAUAAUGAGGAAUACAUUUUACAUGGUAUAUUUUUACGCCAAUAUCAUUCAAACAAUCUGACAUCCAAACAAAAAUCAAGUCCACUUGGAACCCAGUCAACUGUUUAAAAUUUUCAAUAACCCAUAGUUUCACUUGGGCAUUUUUCGUUUUUAUAGCGAGAAGAUAUGAUUUUAAGGAGCAAAAAUUCGUACAGCAAAAUUUUCUGCGCCACAGUUCACCAACACAGGUAAUGUGCGUGAAAUUGUUUUAUCAAGGAUUUUUAGACAGAAUUUUCGGGAGAAGGAUACGGAGUUUUUCGCAUUCGCUUCUAAUUUUAAAAAGCUAAAGGCGAUUGUAUCACUCUGUAUAUAGGAAAUCAGAAAUUUUGCAUUAGCUCAUGUGUGGCAGGAACUUGCUCAAGAAACAUUUCCUGAAUUCAUGCACGGACGAAAUGUGUGCGAAAUAUUUUUCUCAACAAUUCUGAUUGCACGAUUGGCAUUGAUGGAAUAAAGCAGACGACGUCUUAACGAUUA